Trichogramma pretiosum is the source of this 8258-nucleotide messenger RNA. RefSeq names its product cadherin-99C (gene Cad99C). The record is from RefSeq and is a predicted model, not a curated record. Gene Ontology annotation, cellular component: catenin complex; plasma membrane. The transcript is spliced from 20 exons. Lineage: Eukaryota; Metazoa; Arthropoda; Insecta; Hymenoptera; Trichogrammatidae. Gene Ontology annotation, molecular function: cadherin binding; calcium ion binding. Gene Ontology annotation, biological process: homophilic cell-cell adhesion. Bases 1190 to 6166 code for a protein of 1658 amino acids.
UACCUGUGCCGGUCUCCCGCUAGCUCCAGUCGUCGGCGCGUUCGCCAGGUAAUAACGUGCCCCCACGAAACGUGUAUACGUGUAGCGCACGAUUUUAUACACAUCGUACACAGCGUAUAUAGUACACGUUCGUUGCCGAGUUGUGUACAAGCGAGAGAGGCUUAUAACGAAGAGAAAAACAGACGCGCGCGUGUGAGCUGCGUCCUUUUGUAUUAUACACACACACACACAUACACACGAUAUAUACAUUUACACACACACGCUCACAUACACGAGUGUACAAUAAAUAUUUUAAUGAAAUUUACGUGAUGAAUUUCUCGAGUUGUUGGUGAUUCCGAGUCAAGGACCGAUACGCACGCCGUGGCCAAGAGAACAGCAGCGGCAGGUCUCGCUCGAUCUUGCUCAAGUCUCUUGUGUAUGCUUUUGCGAAAGCAGGUUAGAUUCGCCUGGCAAAACGUAAAGGCACCUGUUGCGUGCAUCGUAGUACAUAAUAUACAUAACGAAGCUCACACACUCUUUGAUACACGAACAUACACGAACACGCAGCACACGUUACAUUGUGACACUCAUCCAAAUACACACUCAGUGCUUCGCGUAGUCUAAAAUCCGGCCAACAGAAGUGUGUGAAUUUACCAGUGAUCGUCAAUUGAUUUUGUUGUUGUUGUUGUUGUUUGCAAUCGUUGAAUUAUGACAAAACAAAAUCGGUGCAUUGAAAUCGAAUAAGUGUCCAAUGUGUUUGUUGUGUGUGCGCGCGUGAAUUUACGUACGUACAGCCGCACGUAGAUACGAUGAUGAUCCGUUAUGUCAAACGAUCGAGUUGACAAGUGACGUACGACACCGAUACACAGAUUUUCAAAUACCAUUGCCGAGCUCCCGCGCGAGGUUGGCUAGUAGAGAGAAUGUCCAUGCGGCAAUAGUGUUUCUGUUUCGUUUUUUUUUUCUCCUCGAUCGCUGCUCUUUUUUCAUAUACAUGGUGUCGAGAGGAAGCGACUCGAGGAAGAGGGCCGCACUCGUGAAAGAUUAGAUUAGCGAGCCGAAAGAAAAACGAAAAAGAAAAUUAAAAAGUGAAUAAGAAAAAAAUCGGAGCAAUAAGCAAAAAGGAGAAAGGAAAAUAAGAGAAAAAAAAGAAAGGGGAGCAAUCGGAGGGACCCAACGAUCAUCAGAGCUGCAUACGUGUGUCUCUCUCACAAUGACUCACACAAGAGAGAUCGGUUCGAGGAACUUUCCAGGGGGAGCGAGCAAAAACAACGUUCAAAAAAGAAAAAUUCAAAAUCAAACAAGUCUUCAUCGACAAACAUCAUUAAAAUCGAGAUGCCUGAUCGUCCUUUUGUGCACAGUUUUUCUAUCGCAAAUCGCAGCAGCCAAAGAACCCAAAGGUCUGUGCGCGCUCGAUAUCAACCAGUCAAACAUCAUACUCGACAUAGAGGAGAGCAGAGGCAACGGAAUCGAUCAGGAGACCGUGCCAGCCGAGCUGCCGGUGAUCGGUGAUCCGAGAAACGAGACGAUCCUCGAAUUAAUAUCAACUGGACGUCAGCCAUUGUUCAGGCUCGAGGGAAAGAAGCUCAGAUUGCUCAGGCCGCUCGACAGAGACGAGGAAAAUCGAUCGCACGUGUUCUUUCAGCUGAACUGCACGGUACGAGCGACGGGAAACAAUCGUAAAAUUCCUGUGAUCGUCAGGGUCUCGGAUAUCAAUGACAACGCACCGAAAUUCAUCAAUACGCCCUACUCCACAACGGUAUCCGAGCUCACUCCGAUUGGCUCGACGAUAUUCAAAAACGUAGUGGCGGAGGACGCCGACGCCGGCGUUAACGGCCUUGUGGAGUACUCCAUAGCGCCUGGCAACGGCGUCGGGGUGGGCAACAGCGACGGGGUCGGUCGCGAUCGCGUCACCACCGCCGACGGAUACGGCUAUUUCAGCAUCAAUCUGCCUCAUCAAGGCCAGGUCACCGUCAAUCGUACCCUCGAUUACGAGAGGACGCAGCGAUAUCUCGUCACCAUACUGGCAUCCGAUCGAGCUAUAAAUCCGGCCGAGCGUUUCACGUCGACGACAACCUUGACCGUGAACAUUCGCGAUGACGACGAUCAGGACCCUUCGUUCAUUUAUCAAGGCUGCAUGCUGCACAAUGGAGCUUGCAUCAAUCCCGAGUACUCGUCCUCGGUAUCGAGUGGAGUUCUCUCAGGCAUACUUAACAUUGCACCAGAAAAAAUUCAAGCCGUCGACAUGGACAGUAUCAAUGCGCCCAUACGUUACUCCUUUCUCAGUGGAUUCCCGGCAAAUUAUCGUGAGUUUUUCGAAAUCAAUCCCAGCACAGGAGCUGUGAAUCAGGUGCGAGCGGUUGACACAACAGUCACCAAAAAGUUCGAUAUAAUCAUAAAGGCCACAGAAGUAUCGGACGCAGAGCGUUCGGCAACGGCUAAGCUCACAAUUACCGUAAAACCAGUCGACAGCAAUCCACCGGUCAUAAGCGCAACGUCGAUCGAAGGAUUUGUCGAUGAAAACGCCGCAAUCGGUACUAAAGUCACCGAUACCGCCGGCAAUCCUAUCGUACUUACAGUAUCCGACGCUGAUUUAAGCUCGGACGAUCCGAAACCCGAGUACACGUUCGAGUUGACAACGCCGUUCUUCACUAUCGACCAGUCGACCGGCCAGCUAGUGGUGAACGAGGAGAAUCUCGAUCGCGAUCCGCCGAGCCCGGGGAGCUUUCGUUUUCAAGUGGUCGCGCGCGAGCGCAACGGCGGUCCAGGCGCGGCGGCCUCCUCGCCGUUGUCGUUCGUCGUGCAGCUGAACGACGUGAACGAUAACGCCCCGGUGUUGCCGAUGCUCCAGCCCAUUUCCGUCCAGGCCGGCGAGACGAAGCGUCAAGUCAUCAAGGUCGAGGCUACGGACAACGACGCUGGCGUCAACGCCGAGAUCACCUAUUCUAUCUAUCACGUGUCCAAUAACGGACUGCAGAAGUUCAAGAUCGACCCGAAAUCCGGCCAGAUUGAGUCGACGGGCAAACUCAACGCCGGCGAGCAGUACAGCAUAACCGUGCAGGCGACGGACAACGGCGGCCGCUACUCGCAAACGAUCGUCGAGGUCAACGUCGUGCCCGGGCCGAACACUCGCUCUCCGGUUUUCCAACAGCACGUCUACGAGGUACAAGUCAGCGAAGGAGCUUCCAUCAACUCUACAGUGGCGACUAUACAAGCUAUCGACCCGGAAAACGAUCCUGUUUCCUACACGAUCGUAAGCGGUAAUGACUUGCGGCAAUUCUCAAUCGGUGAUAAGUCUGGAAUCAUCACCGUUAUAAGGAAACUCGACCGUGAGGACCUUACGCGUUAUCAAUUGAUAAUAAAAGCUGAAGAUGCGGGUGGUUUGUCAAGCACGUCCACGGUCAACAUUAAAGUGACGGACAUAAACGACAAAAAUCCAGAAUUCGUCGGCUUGCCCUACGAAUUUAGUGUAAAAGAGGGUGAAUCGCGCAAGCUCAUUGGUCGAGUUCACGCUGAUGAUGCCGAUGAAGGUAUCAAUGCAGAAAUUACUUACUUUGCUCCGGAUGACAUACCAUUCACUGUCGAUCCCGAAACCGGAGAAAUUCUUACCAAAGUUGCUCUCGAUUACGAACAAAAUCAUGAGUACAAAUUUGUCGUCACGGCGAGGGAUGGCGCACAAGAGCCGAGAUUGGCUACAGCCACAGUUACGGUUCGAGUCAUCGACGUUGAAGACGAGGUACCGAUAUUCCAUCAAGCCAGUUACGAAGCCAACGUCAAAGAAAACGUACCGGAAUACGUCGUCGUACAAGUUCUGGCUGACGAUCCAGACACUAAAAAAGAGGUAACCUACGUUAUUAAACAAGGCGAUACCGAUCUCUUUUCUAUUGACGCAAAAACCGGCACAAUCAAGACGCGCCGUGGUUUGGACUACGAGCGUGCGGCUCAACACAUACUCGUCGUCGGCACCGUCGAAAAUACGAGCAAACUUCCUGGCGCCACGACCAAGAUCGUCGUGAACGUCCAAGACGUCAACGACAUACCGCCAGUUUUCACGAUCAUUCCAAGGCCCGUCUGGCUAGACGAUAACGUUCAGAUUGGAGCUACGGUGCUCAAUCUCAUAGCCACCGAUUCCGAUGGUACGGCGCCUGGAAAUCAAGUUCGAUACAGCAUCUUGGGUCGUGGUAACGCCGGAAAAUACUUCGUCAUCGAUCCCGACAGCGGUGUUCUGCGUAUAAGAGAUGAUCUUAGAAAAAUACCCGACACCGAAUUCCAAGUUGAUGUGCGAGCCUACGACUUGGGCGAUCCGCAAUUGUCGUCGGUCGUCACCGUGCCGGUUUACGUACGCCAUGUUGCCUCGCCGCAGUCCGAGCAGGCUCUGGGAUUUGCCGAGGAUUCGUACAAUCUUGAGGUGCCUGAAGAUGCCACUGCUGGCACUUUGAUUAAAACCCUCACGGUCAUCAAUUCGAGUGGCCGAGAUGCUGCGUCUACUCCCCUGGAUUGCGAAAUUUACGAAGGUAACGAGAACGGAUUGUUCAAAGCUAAUGUGACGGAAGAGAGAAACUGUGCGUUAUGGUUGGAAAAAGGUGAAUUGGAUUACGAGUCGACCGAAAGUUAUCAGAUAAAAGUCAGAUUGGAAGCCAUGGCUGGUAUGUUGAAAACUGGCAGAAAUGUUACGAUGGUAAAAAUCCAGGUGGUCGAUGUGAACGACAACAAACCCGAAUUUAUUUUCCCUCAAGCUGAGUUGACUCAAAAUCGCUUCUUCGCCAAGGUAGCGCAGACGACUCAAUUCGAUUCCACCAUAUUGGAGGUCAAAGCCCAAGACAAAGACAAUGGACGCUUUGGCAAGCUCGAGUUCUCACUUAUUUUCGACAAGGAGAAUAGUCGGGCCAAUGAUUUUUUCGCUAUAGAUCCAAGCUCGGGUAUCGUCAGAACGACGGCUACCUUUGACGCUGUCGAACCGCAAGAGCUGCCUUUCAGAUUUAUGGUACAAAUUCGAGAUAAUCCAAAUUCCACAAACAACUCGUACACAGUCGAAGCUCCUAUUAUCGUUAAUCUGGUCGGUCAGGAGCACUUCUUAGUGCUGACCGUCGAGGAUACGAAACCGGAGCAACUGUCCAAGGAUAGAGCGAAAAUUGCCCGAGUUAUAGAGGACAAGACUGGUCUGAUUAUCGAGAUCGACAAGAUCGAUCUGAGAAAAUUGUUGACCCCCAACAAUACCAUCGAAAUUCGUCACUACGACUCGGACGUAUGGUUCUACGUGAUAGAUCCCACGAGUGGAAAGAUACUGACAAGGAAUAGCACUUUGCUGCAGAAACAACUAUUGGAAAAAUCAUCAAUGUCCAACAUAACUUACGACCUGUCGCCGAUAUUGCGCGCGACUGCCGUCGACAUACACGCACCCGUGAUGGAGCCCGAACCGCAGCGAUCGCACACAGCCAUCGCGUUCAGCGGCGAGGUCUUCCCCUACGCUCUCAUAGCCAUCGCCUUUGUCAUCCUGUUUCUCGGCAUCGCCGGCAUCAUCUAUAUAUGCGUCUCGUGGUCUCGGUAUAAGGCGUACAAGGAGCGAAUGCAGCGCAUGUACGUAGUGCCGCGCUACGAUCCGGUCUACCACGAGCCGACGAACCUCAAGGAGUACGAGACGCAGGUGCUGCAGAUGAGUGUGCCCGUCGACGAUAACGACAGUUACAACGAUCUGCAGCUCGACUUCAGCAAUAAGAACCACGCCUUCAGCCUCGACAACGUCAGCUACAUCACCAAGGAGAAUGGCGAGAGCACUGGUCAGCAGAGUCCCGUAUCGUCGGAAGCCGCCACGACUGCUCGCGCCUCGAGCAUCGCCGGUAAUCACGACAACGGCAACAACAACGUCGGCGUGCACUCUCUGAGGCGCUCGACCACCCUCGGACGCAACAAGAACAAUCAGACCUCGACCUUAAACAAUCAUCAUCAUCAUCAUCACGGCACAUUGAACAAUCGCGCGGUCGCGCUGAAUCACGACACGCCUGUGCUGAAUCCGCUGUAUGCGCAGCACCAUCAGCAGCAACAGCAGCAGCAACAGCAACAGCAGCAGGACCUUAUGAGCGUGAGCCCGUCCAACGACAAUGUCGUUUUCCGGGAGCGCAAAGAUUACACGCAUCUCGGCUUUAGUUAUCUCGGUGAGCAGAGCCCCGUAGAGACUACGACCGAACUUUAAUCAAUAACAUGUGUUUGUGAUGUUUUUUAUUUGUUUACCUGAUGUGCACGUGCGUGUGUGUGUGCGAUGUACAGCUAUUAUUUACGUAUGAAUGUCUGCGUGUGAGUGCAUGUGACACCCUGAUUGAUGGCUACAUCGACGAUCAAGUGAUCUAGCGAGACAAACAGAACAAAAAACUGACUCUUUUUGUUUUUUUUCUCGUUUUAUUUGAGAUUAAUAUUUAGCCAUGAAUGACAAUGAUGAGGAAAUUAUAUGUGUAACACAAAAGUAGAAUCAUGUAUAUCAAUUUAACAUACACUUGUUAAUAAUUUUAUGUCACGUAUAUCAUAAACUAUUUUUAAAAAAGUUGUGAAGCGCGUGAAGGAAAUAUGAUAUGUAUAAUGACUAGUAUAUAAAGCGAUUUAUCCGUCCGUCCCAAAAAUGCAACUCCAAUAUUUGUAAAUGUAUACAUUUUUGCUUUAUAAAGCAACGAUUAUGAUCGGCAAGUAUAAAGUUAGCAUUAUUUUAGUCGGUAGGUGUAACUUAUGGAUGAUCGUUUUGGAAAGUUUACGUUAAUUUGUUCUAUUUCCACGUAACCAUAUUGCGAAGAUGCAUUCGUUAAUCAAAAGUAUUUACAGAUACGCAUAAUCAAAUAUAUAAUUUUUAAUUAUACGACAAAAGUUUUCAUUUUUGAGAGGUUUUAGAGUGAUUGAGCGCCAGAUAUAAUGACUGCAAUUUACCUAUUGUACACUUUUGUACCAACAUAUUUAGUUCUCGUUCUUUUCGUUUUAGAACUAAAAACUCUGCUAUUGUUGAAAUAGUCGAUUAUUUGUUUUUUUUCCAGCGAAAAAAAAAGAAAACUUGCUGGUGUAGCAGUAGGUUGCACCCAUUAUAUCUGGCUCUGAGUAGGCGUAGAACUGAGUAUUUUGUCCAUAACGAGCAUGCACAGAAUGCAUGCGUAUAUGUGGACACACCAACUAUUCAGUGCGAUCGACUGAGUUUGCUUUUUGCACGGUAAACUCAGUUUUCAACUCUUCUGCUGAUAAACCGUCCAAUGUGUAUAAAGUUAUUUGAUGACGAAAUAAAGUAGAUAACAGAUGGGUGAAUGAGUUUGUACAUGACAUGAGUAUGAGUGCAUAUACUAUUAAAAAUAAUUAGUUUUAAAAAAAUGUAAUUAUUAAAAAAGUUUAUUUAUAUAAAAAAAUAUAUUUACUUUAGAUUUUGAUUGAUUGCGCGCGUCGAAUUAUUUUAGGUAAAACAUGAUAAAAAUUGUUAUUACUAUGGUGAUAGUAUAUAAUAUAAAUUAUGUAUAAAUUUAUUUGAAAAUUGACUAUUGUAAAUUUUUAUGUAAUUUAAUAGAAGCUGUUUAUGUUUAUGCGAAAACAUAAUCGGUUUCGACUCGGAAUUCGUGUGACAGUAUUAAUGUACUGUAUUGUAUCGUUUAUGGUCGAAAAAAGAGGUCAAAUUGUAAGAAUCAAUCGGCCCUGAAGUUACCUCAAUUGUAAAUUAAAAGACUUCAGUAAAAUAUUUAAAAGAAAUAUAUAAAUAAUAAUAUAUUGUUCGAUCGUUGAAUCUUGAAUCUUGAAAAAAUUUUAUCAAAUUUUUUGAUUUCAAUAUUCGUAUAAAAUAUAGUAUAAUUUUAGUCAGCCUGUUAAAUGUAAUAAUCCCAAUAAUUAAAAUUACUAUUAUAUAUAUUAUUAUAAUUUUUAAUUAUGUAUAUUAUUCGUUGUAAAAUAGUUUAACGUACUUAAUUAAAAAAAUGUUUCCACGGACUUUCCUUUUCAAUCUUGCGCAUUGUAUUACCUCUGAUAAUAACGAUAAAAUAUAUCUCAUCGUUUCAAUUUUAUUUCUCUUUUAUCAGGGGUUGGCCACGGAAAGUGCCUUUAGUCAUAUUUUAUCGAAUACUUAUAAUUAUUCUUAACUUAUUGAAAAAUGUACUUACGCGUAUAUAUAGAGAUAAAUUUUUCUACACUGAUGUUAUACUGCAUUUUAUGAUUUUUACAACUUUACAAUUGAACGUAUUUAUCAUGAUAUAGGUAAUAAGGAGUGAUGAUAAUGUAUAAAAAAUUGUUAUAUGAUAUAAAAAAAUAAAUGCUUUAUAUUAUUACAUAAA